Messenger RNA from Babesia microti strain RI, 1197 nucleotides. Its product is annotated as Eukaryotic membrane protein family. NCBI's taxonomy places the organism in Eukaryota, Apicomplexa, Aconoidasida, Piroplasmida, Babesiidae. Gene Ontology annotation, biological process: maintenance of protein localization in endoplasmic reticulum. The record is from RefSeq and is a predicted model, not a curated record. Gene Ontology annotation, cellular component: endoplasmic reticulum membrane. The transcript is spliced from 2 exons. Bases 1 to 1197 code for a protein of 398 amino acids.
AUGGAUGUGUAUAAUUUAAAAGUUGAUAAAUUUGAUGGUGUUUCGCUGAGCUCAAAUAAUGAUGAUAACAUGCUGGACUCAAAACAAUCAUCAUUAUCUCCCUCAUUUUCAUCACCAAAAUCCAUUGUAUGUAGACGAAUCUUGCGAGAUGACAGUGAUUUAUAUUCCGAGUUCGUUGAAAUGUCUGAUUCGGAUCUAAAUACUGUGUUACCUAAAUGUCAGUUUGAUAAUUAUAUCGAAUGCUGUGGCAGUAAAGGUGUAAGUGACGACCCCUUCUCGUCACUACCUUUUAAAUCUUUCGUUGGUGAUGAAUUUUCGGAAUGUAAUUUAACCGAUUUCUCUCACAUGCCUUUUACAGAUUUGAUAAAGGAUGGCGUCAGUAAAUUAAAAUGUUCAAAAUUGGAUUCUAUUAAAGAUGAAUUUAAGCAUGCUAUUUCAUUUGAAAAAUUAAGAAACAAUAUUUCAAACACAAAUGUGGAACAUGGCAUGUCGAAGUUAUAUGGUUUAUCUGAAUUUUUCAAUUGUCAACCAUCCAUCCCUGAACGUAUUGGUGCAGUGCGAUUCUUCGUAAUAAUUUUAUCAUUUCUAAUGUUUUCGAGAAUAGAUACAUCAAGAGUAUAUCAUUACAUUCGUGGGCAGCCAUUCAUCAAACUAUACGUCAUUUUCAACAUGUUAGAGAUGUUUGAGAGGCUAUGUAGAACACUGGGUAGAGAUUUAUUUGAUCUCCUAUCAAAAUCUAUGCUGCAGUGUUUGGAAACUAGCAAUAGCAAGAAGCAACGUGACUCAAAUAAAUUGUCCAAACAAACUAUUAGUUACUAUUUCAGUAAAGACAAUCACUCAGAUGCUAAUUUUAAUCUUGAUGAAGUAGAAAGCGCGACUGAAAGUGAUACCUAUAAAUGGGUAAGAUUUGGAUUGAUAUUUUUCUUAGUAACAUUACACUCGCUUAUUCACACUUUUAUGCAUCUAAUCAGAGUUAUGAGUUUAAACAUUGCAAUCAACUCUUCUGAGGCUGUGAUGUUUUUGCUGCUUGUUACGAAUAAUUUUUCCGAACUAAAAUCGUCGGUUUUUAAAAAAUAUUCAAACGUGUCACUAUUCAUGAUUGCAGCAUCGGAUUCUGUGGAAAGGUUUCACUUUUUUAGUGAUGCUUUUCUCGUUUUCCUUAAAAUGUCCACUAGUUAUAAUAGACUUAAGUUGUGA